AUGGAACUGUUCAAGGCAUUUCAGAAGGUUGAGGGCGAGCUCAUCGUGUGCGCAUGUGUUGUGCUGGAAACACUCUUGGUUCUGAAGCUCUUCGUGCUUUUGCUCCAGAACCUGUACCGGAGCCCAUGUCAGGGUGGAGAAAGGAAUCCAGUGAUGCAAGAGGUAUGGCGCGGUUGCAAGCGAGGUUGCAACUGGGUGAAGACGAGCCUGGGACAUUUGGCUGGUCCGACCAGCAAGCCGAUUGCUGAAGCCUGGGAUUCGUUGCAGCGUAGGCUGCUCCUGUACUUCAGCAGAUCCAUUCUGGCUUGUGGCAUGUACCGCAUCAUCGCAGUGCAGGUAUGGUAUUUUCAAGGUAGAAGCCGACGCCACCCAUCCGUCGAUUUGCCACUGCUCGGCUCCUUUGCCGUUCUUCUGAUGGUCUCGACCUUCCCAUGCUUUCGAACGCGGAUAGCAAUGGACCUUUUAUUCUGGCUGAUGCAAGUACUCAGCAUCGUGUCCAUGCUGUUGGCUCAGCCAAAUGAUACCAUCCAAGUUGUGGUACUGACUGUCGUCUUGCGCACUGUUGCCUCCCUGUGGGUCCGAUCUGGAUGGUGGGCUUUGAUCGCAUACCUCCCGAACAGCAUCUACGUGGUUUAUGCGGCACCGAUGACACUUGGCAGUUCACUCGCUGCAAGCCUUGGCGUCGCCCUGGCUAUCAUCACCUUGCGUCAUUUCAUGUACAAGACUGUGGAGCUGUGCUUCGAUCUGAGGGCCAAGACGACCAAGCUCGAUGCUGUUUCAGCUUUGAUGACAGGCUUCUGCGAUUGUGUUGUACAUCUUGAUCGCGACCUCAAGCUGCUGGAGGACUCGCCGAGGAUCGCGGCACUGCUCCUUUGUGGCGCCUCGAAUUGCACCCGCGGCGCCAGCUUUCUCCAGUUGGUUUGCGAGGACGAUCGAGGCCGUGUUCGGAGCCUUUUCGCCGAUUCGUUCGCUGCGCCAGUGACGCAUUCUUUGGCCCUCAAUGUGCGCCUGGUGGACUCCGAUGGCAAUCAGGUGAAGGUGGAGAUGAUGCACAUACCCUUCUUUGACGAGCAGGGCGAACCUUGCCACCUAUUGUGUUUGAGGGAGUCGGACGAUAUCACGACGGCAUCAACAGUGGCACCACUGCAGCGUGACACUGUGUCCGCAACUCUAGUCAAUUUUGGAGGUGCCACGGAGGAGGCUUAUGUUGUUUUUGAUGCCACGACAUUCGAUAUCCUCAUUGCGAGCAGCGACUUCGAAGCGUUGUUCGCCAAAUGCACGGGGCACGCUGCCAAUCUUGAGGAAAUGAGCGUUCAUGACUUGUCCACAGAUGUCGGAGAACCAUCCCUGAGUCGGCGGAUUCAGCUAGUGGUAAACUCUUUCUAUCACAACAGCUCGAACAACAUCGAUCUGGGUAUCUUUCAGUUCUUCGGCGCAUGCAAGAUGCAGGUGCGAGUGGAAUUGCGACACGACGCAGCUCUGGCAACGCUCGUGGGUACGCUCCAUGUCACGCCGACAAAUCCUGGACUGCUUCUUCAACCACAGGUGCAUGUGGGUCGGCGCAAGAAGGCUCGAAGCUACUAUGCCAGCCCACGACCGAUGACGGCCUUUCCAACUCGUGUGAUCGAGCUUUAG
Symbiodinium necroappetens is the source of this 1635-nucleotide messenger RNA. The record is from the annotation of a GenBank genome assembly. NCBI's taxonomy places the organism in Eukaryota, Dinophyceae, Suessiales, Symbiodiniaceae.